GAAGCGAUCAAGUGGCCGGAGCUCAACGCUCACGGUGAGGAGACCACGCACGCGCUCCCCACCAACCGUACCGGUGGUGCUGGUUUCGAGACCUCGUCGGAAGUCAACCUCGCCCGUCCCAGUUCACGCGCUGGCAGUAUCGCACCCUCUGCCGCGGCGUCCUCGGUUGACCUGUACAGCAACCGUAGCGACCCUUACGCCGUCCCUCCCCUGCCGCACCUCAACCCGAACAUGCCGUACCGCGACGACCCGAGCCAGGUGUACUACGACAACGACCCGUACGCGACUGCUGCUGCCGUCGCACCUGUCGAGUCGAUACCCAUGACGCAGAUCAACCGCACACGUUCGCCAGGCCCCCAGAUGGCGUACGGCUACGACGGGCGCGUAAGCCCCGGACCGCAGCAGAGCCUCAGUGCGAACUACGCCGCAGUGCCCGGCCGCGCAUCCCCUGCCCCUAUCCCCCAGGCAGGUCGCAUGUCGCCCGGGCCACAGAUGGCGUACGGCCCCGGGCCA
Molecule: messenger RNA, 513 nt
Organism: Dichomitus squalens LYAD-421 SS1
Lineage: Eukaryota; Fungi; Basidiomycota; Agaricomycetes; Polyporales; Polyporaceae
Exons: 1
Source: RefSeq, a predicted model, not a curated record